GCAACGCGUUCGGCAUCACGCCACCACUCCACUCUCCCUCAAUACUGGCUUAGUGCCUGCCUCACUCACUCACCAUUGCUGCAGAGCUCGCAUAAAUAGGCAGAUCCGUGGUGCUACUCUCCCGACUCAUUCGCCCUUUGGAGCUUUGGGGGGCCUCUGCUUCUUCUUCGUCUUGGCGUGCUCCACUGCUCUUCCUUCCUGAGCUGGCUUCUUCUUUACAGGAGCCAUGGCGAAAGACUACCCAGCCUCUCCCAAAGCCCAGCAGCUGCAGGAGUCCAAGAAGCAGCGCCUGACCUACAUCCUCGUGGUGAGCGCGCUCUGCAUCGCCUUCUACGUCCUCGGCGCAUGGCAGAACACCACGCUGCCGAAGCCCGUGGGCAACUCCGCGGCGAUCACCCAGGUCGGCUGCGACCCCGCCACGGCCACGACGCAGACCUCCUCCGGCUCCGUGCCGUCGUUCGGAUCGGGCUCCGAUGACGCCCUCGACUUCGACGCGCACCACCAGCUCAACGUCAGCGACACAGAUGCCGGCGCGGCGCUGCAGCAGUUCCCGGCGUGCCCGCUCAACUUCAGCGAGUACACACCCUGUGAGGACCGGACGCGCGGGCGGCGGUUUGACCGCGCCAUGUUGGUGUACCGGGAGCGGCACUGCCCCGGCAAGGACGAGCAGGUCCGGUGCCUCAUCCCGGCGCCACCCGAGUACAAGACCCCCUUCAAGUGGCCACAGAGCAGAGACUAUGCCUGGUUCAACAACAUUCCCCACAAGGAGCUCAGCAUUGAGAAGGCCGUGCAGAACUGGAUCCAGGUGGAGGGCAACAAGUUCCGGUUCCCCGGUGGCGGCACAAUGUUCCCACGCGGCGCCGAUGCCUACAUUGACGACAUUAAUAAGCUCAUCUCGUUGACAGACGGGAAGAUCAGGACGGCGAUCGACACGGGCUGCGGGGUUGCUAGUUGGGGGGCUUACUUGCUGAAGAGAAACAUCAUUGCCAUGUCGUUUGCGCCGAGGGACACGCAUGAAGCUCAGGUGCAAUUUGCACUCGAACGAGGUGUCCCUGCCAUCAUCGGUGUGAUGGGGAAACAUCGGUUGCCUUACCCAUCUAGGGCAUUUGAUAUGGCGCAUUGCUCGCGCUGUCUGAUUCCUUGGUAUGCACAUGAUGGACUAUACCUUGCUGAAGUCGAUAGAAUCCUAAGGCCAGGAGGUUAUUGGAUUCUCUCGGGUCCUCCAAUCAAUUGGAAGACGCACUACAAGGGGUGGGAGAGGACCAAGGACGACCUUAAGCAAGAGCAAGACAAGAUUGAGGAUGUCGCCAGGAGCCUUUGCUGGAACAAGGUGGUUGAGAAGGCGGAUCUCUCCAUCUGGCAGAAGCCUAAGAACCAUCUCGAAUGUGCCAGUAUCAAGAAGACCUAUAAGAUACCCCAUAUAUGCAAGAGUGACAAUCCUGAUGCUGCUUGGUACAAGCAGAUGGAAGCCUGUGUUACUCCAUUGCCUGAAGUAAGCAACCAGGGAGAAGUUGCCGGUGGAGCGGUGGAGAAAUGGCCAGAGAGGGCAUUUACAGUUCCCCCAAGGAUUAAAAGGGGCAUGAUUCCAGGAUUAGAUGCUAAGAAAUUUGAUGAGGACAAGAAGUUGUGGGAGAAGAGGGUGGCAUACUACAAGCGCACCACACCCAUAGCAGAGAAUAGGUACAGAAAUGUGAUGGACAUGAAUGCAAACAUGGGCGGGUUUGCUGCUUCUUUAGUAAAGUACCCUGUUUGGGUGAUGAACGUUGUCCCGGUUAAUUCUGACCGGGAUACCCUUGGGGCAAUAUACGAGCGAGGAUUCAUCGGCACAUACCAGGACUGGUGUGAAGCUUUCUCCACGUAUCCAAGAACCUAUGACCUCUUACAUGCUGACAAUUUGUUUAGCAUCUACCAAGACAGGUGUGAUAUUACCGACAUCCUCUUGGAGAUGGAUAGGAUAUUGAGGCCCGAGGGCACAGCUAUCAUCCGUGACACGGUCGACGUCCUCACUAAAGUUCAGGCAAUAACAAAACGAAUGCGGUGGGAGAGCCGCAUCAUGGACCACGAGGACGGCCCCUUCAACCCGGAGAAGGUCCUCAUGGCGGUCAAGACAUACUGGACCGCUGACGCAUCGGAGCAGCAUUAGCACACAGGCAACACAGCUCACUGAAAGCCUGAACCGAGCUUGUUUCACCAGCUGUGAUGAUGGCAUCAGAGUUCCGUCAUCUCAGUGUAGUAUGAGACCACUUGGUCGCUUGUUUCUUUCGCCUUUCUCCAAUUCUUUGUAGUUCCAAUCAAAUGAGAAGUCAAGGGAGGGUUUUGGGGUGUGGUUGGGCCUCUAGUGAUACAAGAGUUGGUUUUGUAGCAGGGGAUGAUUUGCAGAUCUUGCACACGUUACUGUCCCAGGCUCCCAGCUUCACACGAGGGGAAGAGCAUAGAUCUUAGUUUGUAAUAUGAUGGCACCGAACAGGCAGUUAUUAUUACUCUAUAUUGCGAUAACUGAAAUAGGUAUUUAUUCA
Molecule: messenger RNA, 2516 nt
Organism: Phragmites australis (common reed)
Lineage: Eukaryota; Viridiplantae; Streptophyta; Magnoliopsida; Poales; Poaceae
Product: probable methyltransferase PMT18
Exons: 6
Coding region: 227-2143 (638 amino acids)
Cellular component (GO): trans-Golgi network; cytoplasm; endosome
Molecular function (GO): methyltransferase activity
Source: RefSeq, a predicted model, not a curated record